This is a messenger RNA of Drechmeria coniospora, 3081 nucleotides long. RefSeq lists its product as uncharacterized. NCBI's taxonomy places the organism in Eukaryota, Fungi, Ascomycota, Sordariomycetes, Hypocreales, Ophiocordycipitaceae. The record is from RefSeq and is a predicted model, not a curated record. Gene Ontology annotation, molecular function: RNA binding; ATP binding. Gene Ontology annotation, cellular component: intracellular anatomical structure; catalytic step 2 spliceosome. The coding region runs from base 1 to 3081 and encodes 1026 amino acids. The transcript has a single exon.
AUGAGCUCCAAGAAAUAUGCCCUCCUGCCGAUGGACGACGACGAGGUCGGCCCGCAAAAGGUGGCCAGGGUCAAGAAGCACAGGCACGGCGGCCAUCGCGAGGCUCGCGGGGAUCGAGAACGAGAACGAGAUGACAGGGCCUCCCGAUCGUCGAGGUCGAGGCACGACGAUGACCAACGCCGCUCCAGGUCGCCUCGAGCAUCCCGCGGCAGCCGCUCCAGGACCUUUCGGGCUCGUCGGCACGGGGACGACGCCUCCGAGGACCGCUGGGGUGACGACGAGGUGCCCCCCUCCCCCGACGACGCGGCGGCCGACGUCGACGAUUCGGCCGAGUUUCAGGAGUCGGCGAGCAAGCGGCUCAAGCUCCGGCACGACGAAUCACGCGAGGAAAUGCUCUCGGACGGCGCCAAGGAGGAGCUCGAGAGGCAAAAGGACAUCGAGGAGAGGGAGGCCUUCUCCAAGAGGCUGAGGGAAAGGGACGACGGCCGGUCGAAGAAGCGCCUGCGCGACGGCGAGGCUUCCUCCCGCCAGCGGCUCGCCGAUGACGCCCAGGCGAGGGAGGCGGCCAUGCCGGAUCUCCGGGAGCGGUCGCGGCAGGAGUACCUCAAGAAGCGGGAGACGGAGCGGCUCGCCCUCCUCCGCAAGCAGGUGGCCGAGGAGACGGCCGAGCUGCGCGGCGGCGUUCGCCUCUCCGACAAGGAGCGGGCCGAGUUCGCCAAGAACCGCGAGAUCCUUCGACUGGCCGAGGAGCGUCUGCGCAUCGACGACCACCGGGACGGCUACGUCAUGCCCGAGGACUACAUCACCGAAAAGGGCAAGCUGGAUCGGAAGAAGAAGGAGGAGGCCCUCUACAAGCGAUACGUCGACCGCGACGAGUACGGGCAGGAAAAGUUCGUCACGGAGCACGACGAGUGGGAGCGGGAGCAGACGACCAAGGCCCAGGCCCAGAUCCGGCGUCCCGACCAGGAGGACGUCGACGACGAGUACGGCUACGUCAUGGACGACGCCCAGUACAUCCGCUGGAGCCUCGACUCGCGCCUCGCCGGCGAGGGCAAGAAUCUCGCCAAGACCAAGGAGCAGCUCUUCCUCGACGCCCAGAUCGAGGCGGCCGAGAAGCAGGCGCUGUCGAUGCAGGAGACGCGCCGGAGCCUGCCCAUCUACCAGUACCGCGACCAGUUCCUCGCCGCGCUCGAGCAGUACCAGAUCCUCGUCAUCGUCGGCGAGACGGGCAGCGGCAAGACGACGCAGCUGCCGCAGUACCUCCACGAGGCCGGCUACACCAAGGACGGCCGCAAGGUCGGCUGCACCCAGCCGCGUCGGGUGGCGGCCAUGAGCGUCGCCGCCCGCGUCGCCGACGAGGUCGGCGUCAAGGUCGGCAACGAGGUCGGCUACUCGAUCCGCUUCGAGGACUGCACGAGCGACAAGACGGUGCUCAAGUACAUGACGGACGGCAUGCUGCUGCGCGAGUUCAUGACCGAGCCCGACCUCGCCGGCUACUCGGCCAUCAUGAUCGACGAGGCCCACGAGCGCACCGUCCACACCGACAUCCUGCUCGCCCUCGUCAAGGACCUCUCGCGCGAGCGGCCUGACCUGAAGCUGCUCAUCUCGUCGGCGACGAUGAACGCGACCAAGUUCUCCGAGUACUUUGACGACGCGCCCAUCUUCAACAUCCCCGGCCGCCGCUACCCCGUCGACAUCUACUACACGCCCGCGCCCGAGGCCAACUACCUCGCCGCCGCCAUCACGACGACGUUUCAGAUCCACACGACCCAGGGCCGCGGCGACAUCCUCAUCUUCCUCACCGGCCAGGACGAGAUCGAGGCGGCCGAGCUCGAGCUCGCCGAGACGGCGCGGAAGCUCGGCAGCCGCGUCAAGGAGCUCGUCAUCUGCCCCAUCUACGCGAACCUGCCGUCGGAGCUGCAGGCCAAGAUCUUCGAGCCGACGCCCGAGGGCGCGCGCAAGGUGGUGCUGGCGACCAACAUCGCCGAGACGAGCCUCACCAUCGACGGCAUCGUCUACGUCAUCGACCCCGGCUACGUCAAGGAGAACAUCUACAACCCGGCCACGGGCAUGUCCAACCUCGUCGCCGUGCCCUGCUCGCGCGCCUCGGCCAACCAGCGCAGCGGCCGCGCCGGCCGCGUCGGCCCGGGCAAGUGCUUCCGCCUCUACACCAAGUUCGCCUACAUGAACGAGAUGGACGAGUCGACGACGCCCGAGAUCCAGCGGACGAACCUCAACGGCGUCGUGCUGCAGCUCAAGUCGCUCGGCAUCAACGAGCUGCUCGACUUUGAGUUUAUGGACCCGCCGCCGACCGAGGCCCUCAUCGGCGCUCUGAACCAGCUCUUCGCCCUCCAGGCCCUCAACCACCGGGGCGAGAUGACGAAGCUCGGCCGCCAGAUGGCCGAGUUCCCGACGGACCCCAUGCUCGCCAAGGCCGUCCUCGCCGCCGACGGGGAGGGCUGCGUCGACGAGGUCCUCUCCGUCGUCGCCAUGCUCGGCGAGGCCUCGGCCCUCUUCUUCCGGCCCAAGGACAAGAAGAUACACGCCGACAGCGCGCGCAACCGGUUCACCGUCAAGGACGGCGGCGACCACGCGACGCUGCUCAACGUCUGGAACCAGUGGGUCGACAGCGACUUCUCGCCCGUCUGGGCGCGCGAGAACUUUCUGCAGCAGCGGUCCCUGACGCGCGCCCGCGACGUGCGCGACCAGCUGGCCAAGCUGUGCGAGCGCGUCGAGGUGGCGCCCUCGACCUGCGGCGCGAGCAACCUGCGUCCCAUCAAGCGGGCCAUCACCGCCGGCUUCUUCCCCAACGCCGCGCGCCUGCAGAAGAGCGGCGACGGGUACCGGACCGUCAAGAACAACACGUCGGUCUGGAUCCACCCCAGCAGCGUCCUCAUGGCCGCCGACCCGCCCGAGAAGAUGGUGGUGUACUUUGAGCUCGUCCAGACGACCAAGGAGUACAUGCGCAGCGUCAUGCCCAUCGACCCGCGCUGGCUGGCCGAGCUGGCGCCGCACUUUCACAAGAAGAAGGACGUCGAGGCGCUCGAGGAGCGCAAGAUGCCGAAGCAGCGGCCGCAGUGA